AUGUCUUCAACAUCGGCACAGCCCCUCAAAGUGCUCGUGGUGGGAGCAGGUAUCGGCGGCCUCACUGCAGCCAUCGGUCUGCGACAACAAGGGCACGAAGUCACGCUCUUCGAAAGAACCGAACUUGCUCAAGAAACCGGCGCCGCUCUUCACCUGGCACCCAAUUGCCAUGGCUUGCUUCGAAGAUUCGGAAUCUUCCCCGAGUCCUUUGGCGCCAACCCCGUCCACGGAAUGGCCGAGUAUAACCGUGACGGCUCAACCCGCCUCAAUUUGGAUCUAAGACAAGCCCUUUCCAUCUGGGAAUUCCCCUGGGUUCUUAGCCACCGCGUUGGCCUCCACAACGCCCUGAAGCAGGCCGCCACCGGAAAGGAGGGCAAGGGCACUCCUGCCGUCCUCAAGACUUCCAGCCAGGUUGUUGACGUCGAUGUCGAAACGGCCACCAUCACCCUCGCGGAUGGUACCAAGGUGACCGGAGAUGUCGUUCUCGGAGCCGAUGGCGUAAGCUCGGCGACAAGAAAGGCUAUUGUCGGAGAGAGCCAUAAGCCCUUUGGCUCUGGCAAGUCCGCGUUCCGGUUCCUCAUUCCCCACGAGACGCUUCUUUCCAACCCCAAUACCAAGAAAUUCACCGAGACCCAAGGCUACAUGUCCAUGUGGUACGGCGAUGACCGCCGACUCGUCAUGUACCCCUGCAACGAUAACACCAUUAUGAAUUUUGUCGCCAUCCACCCUACCGACCUAUCAGCGUCCAAGGAGACGGUACGCUGGAGCCGCGUGGGUAACAAGGAUAACCUUCUCGACAUCUACAAGGACUUUGGCACCGAUGUUGAAAGUCUGUUGAAGAUGACAGACGCCGACGAGCUCAAGCUCUGGACCCUUUUGGAUAUGGAGCGCAUCCCCUCGUGGACCAAGGGCCGUCUGGCCUUGCUCGGUGACGCGGCUCAUCCUUUUCUCCCCCACCAGGGACAAGGCGGCGGCGUCGCUAUUGAGGACGCCACCUCCCUCGUAGCGCUCCUACCUCUCGGCACUACGCCCGAAGACAUCCCGGAGCGCCUUGCCCUGUACGAAAAGAUUCGCGACGAGAGGGCGCACAAGAUCCAAGAGUUUACCCGCAUCGCGGGCGCUGACCUGAACGACGCCACUCGCAAGAGCUUCAACAUCAUGGAGUUCACAAAGUACAACUACGGUUUCAGCGAGUGGCACAACUCCACCCGCGCCCUCAAAGAGCACCUCUGGGCCAAAAACGGCAAGACCUACCUGCGCCACCCCCUCUCCUUCGGGCCCAUGACCAGCCCUCGACAGGACCACUACGGCCGCCGGAUCCCCUCGGACCGGUCGCGCUACACCACCCACUCCCUGCGCUUCAAGACCUCGGCCACGUACCUGCAGACGCUCUUCCCCACCAAGGCCUUCAGCUUCGCCUCGCCCGGCACCGUGGCCGAAGCCACCUUCCAGUGCACCCAGCUCGACAAGAUGGGCUGGCUCGGCGGCGGCGGCUACAACUACUUUGGCCUGUGGAUCCACGGCGUGCAGUACGAGAAGAAGGACGGCACCAAGGUCGUCGGGUCUUUCCUCCCCGUGCUCCUCGAGAACCUCUCCGAUCCCAUCACGACCGGGCGCGAGGAGAUUGGCAUGCCCAAGCUGUACUGCGAGAUCAACGUCGCCAGCGACGAGUCGUCGAGCCGCGUCAGCUGCGCUUGGCGGGGCGCCACGUUUAUGACGAUGAAACUCACGGGCCUGGCCGAAUCCGCCAAGGUAGAGACCAAUGGCGAGGCCCCGGUCCCCGCUGCUCCUGCCCCCGCUGCUGCUGCUGCUGGUCCGCCAAACGGUCCGCCCGCCGGGCCUCCCCAAGCCCGUCGAGGAAGGUCAGCUAGUGUACAGGUACGUCCCUGCCGUGGGUCAAAGGGCGUCGCCGACGCAGAAUAUGCCGUCCUUAUCCCAAGUGCGACCGCGACGACGGCCCGUGUCGCCGACAGGACGGUGCGCUCAAAGACGGGUACCAUUGAGGCCAACCCGGGCGACUGGGAGGCGCUGCCCACGCUGCAUCACGUGGCGGAAGGUCUUGCGGAAGUGCCCAUCUACGAGGUGAUUGAGGCCAAGAUUGAGGAGGGCCAUGGUGUGGAGGAUGUCAGUCAAGCGGUACGGAUUGAGUAG
This is a messenger RNA of Parascedosporium putredinis, 2151 nucleotides long. Lineage: Eukaryota; Fungi; Ascomycota; Sordariomycetes; Microascales; Microascaceae. The record is from the annotation of a GenBank genome assembly.